This is a messenger RNA of Trichechus manatus latirostris (Florida manatee), 1174 nucleotides long. It is a transcript of the gene SPMIP6, whose product is annotated as sperm microtubule inner protein 6. Lineage: Eukaryota; Metazoa; Chordata; Mammalia; Sirenia; Trichechidae. The transcript is spliced from 7 exons. Gene Ontology annotation, cellular component: manchette; perinuclear region of cytoplasm. Gene Ontology annotation, molecular function: alpha-tubulin binding. Bases 225 to 1013 code for a protein of 262 amino acids. The record is from RefSeq and is a predicted model, not a curated record.
AAUGGGCACUGCCCAUCCUGGAGGGGGAGGCAGGGUAGGGUGGUGGCAGGAAGGUGGUGAGGAAGGGAAGCUGAGGGAUCUCCCACAGGAGGGGAUCAUAGCAGCUAGGGACACCUGCCAGGCUGGAGGUGUGGGCUGCCUAGCGGAAGCAGUGGUCACUGAUGUUCAAUUCAGCAGGAGCCCUUGGUUGGUAGAGCCCACCACAGCAUCCCCUACAUCCCACCAUGUUUCUCUUCUCCCAUAAGACCAAGACGCCCAUCAGCACCUACAGUGACUCCUACAGGGCUCCUACCUCUAUUAAGGAGGUCUAUAAGGACCCACCUCUGUGGGCCUGGGAGGCCAACAAGUUUGUGACCCCGGGCCUGACUCAGACCAUGGAGCGCCACGUGGACCCUGAAGCCCUGCAGAAGAUGGUCAGAUGUGCUGUGAAGAACUACAGCUAUAAAAAUUGCAUACCAGGCUACCCCUACUUCCCUGAGAAGUAUUGGCUCUCUCAAGAGGAAGCAGACAAAUGCAACCCAAACUAUCUGUAUGGUGACCGGUACGCCACAUGGAGGAUAGGACGUUACAAUAGCGCCGGCUGGAACAAGUAUACCAACUGCCUGCCCCGGCUGCCUAAGGAGGCUGGAAUGGAGACGGUAGUUCGAGGAACGCCCUUGGAGUACCCUCCUAAACCUGAGCGGCUCAAUGCCUACGAGCGCGAGGUCGUGGUAAACAUGCUGAAUUCGCUGUCGCGGAACCAGCCGCUGCCGCAGAUCGCUCCCCGAUGCGGGUGUGUGGACCCGCUGCCGGGCCGCCUGCCCUUCCAGGGUUACGAAAGCCCUUGCUCGGGCCGCCACUACUGCCUGCGCGGGAUGGACUACUAUGUCACCGGGGCGCCCUGCCUUCAACGCCGCUUGCGGCCAGGGUGCUGUGAGCAGCCGACUGGCUGCAUCUCCCUACGAACACCGAGCCGGAAUGCAAUGUGCUGUUACAACUCCCCCACCGUCGUACUACCCAUAUCCGAACCUUAGAUGGGACACAAGUCACUUCAAGAAGACUGGUGGUCCGUUGAGAAACAACUAUGUUGUCCAUCCUGAGUUUGUGUCUGAGACCUAUCCUGAGUAUGGCCGCUGGUAGAGCCCAGGCUGGCCAGGCCAAGGGGGAUCAGCAAUAAAUAAACUCUUCACCCCCA